This is a messenger RNA of Spodoptera frugiperda (fall armyworm), 2033 nucleotides long. RefSeq names its product myb-related transcription factor, partner of profilin. The record is from RefSeq and is a predicted model, not a curated record. The transcript has 6 exons. The coding region runs from base 500 to 1597 and encodes 365 amino acids. Gene Ontology annotation, cellular component: nucleus. Lineage: Eukaryota; Metazoa; Arthropoda; Insecta; Lepidoptera; Noctuidae.
UUGGUAACGAAACGAUAUCUAAAAUCGUUAUCGUCUCAACGAUGACGACAAAAAAUUCUUAGCCAAAGUAACAUCGCGAUCGUUAUCGUUGUGUCGAAUCGAAUGUUCGCUAAAAAAUAAAAAUAUUGGUUAUGGUAACGAAAAUUUAGCUGUCAGUGUCACUCAAGAAGUUCAAAUGGAUACCGCGAAUUAUACCCGCGAGUUAUUGUUGUUUUCGAAUUUUAAGUAAGUGAGUUGUUGGCGAUUGCCGUAGUUCGUGAGGAUGAUGUUAUCACAGUCAGCGACAUUGGAGUGCUGGGUGACGUCACGGGAUUGGCACGGUGGUCGCCGCGCCGGUGAGCUUCAAGUGGUUGUGCUACGACGCCCUUAGCCCAGACGUAAAUAUCCGAAAACCACUCACUGGGCUCAAGUGCUUCCUACAAAUAUGUCUUUAUUCGUUCAAUAUCGAACUAGCCCUCGCAUAAGACAGUCCACGUAAUUUCUAUGAUAGUGAUAAAACAUGGAAUCAAGAGUGCGAGCAAGUCAGGAACAAUUGUCAACACUGCUUGAGUAUAUGGCAACUCAUGGUGACCUGGCGAGGCCUCUUGCUGGAUCACAAGGUCGGGUACGGUCAGACCGACUAUGGACUGAACUGACCAACAUAUUGAAUGCUGUUGGUGGUGGUGUCAGCAAGACUACAGACAAGUGGAAAAAAGUGUGGGCAGAUUGGAAGUCCAAGACAAAAAAAAAGGCGUUGGCCAUAAGGCACCAUGCAAGAGGGACUGGAGGUGGUCCAGCAAGCGGGCAAGCCUUGUCAGCUAGCGAUGAAAGAGUGCUGGCUAUAAUGGGUACUUUAGCAGUGGCAGGACAAGACUCUGUAGAAGAGCUAGGAUUUAAUAGAUCUAUAAAUACUGCACAUGAUGGUCCUGCCGUCCAAGAUAAUCCUGUCACCCAAGAUGAUUCAGUAUAUUUGGAAAUUGUAGAUGAAACUCCACAACUGACUUUGUCACCUCAACUUUCCACUUCACAGCCCUCAAAUAAUUGGGUUCUGCCAUCCUCAUCAUACCAGACUUCGACUCAAGGACGGCAGCCUGUUGCGCCAACCCAGCCUGUUACGCCAGCCCCGCCAGCUCAGCCUGUUACGCCAGACCCGCCAGCGCAGGCUGUUACGCAAGCCCCACCAGCCACACCAGCCCCGGCAGCGCCAUCCCCGUUAGCGCAAUCCCCGCCAACCAUUGCAGCUCCCGCUACUCCGAGGCGAAGACGGCCACAUGCCCCCCGCACGUCUGCUAUUUCUCCACCCACAAGGCGUCGUCUGCGGUUGAGAUCGCCAGCGACACCGCAGUCUGCUGCCUCUCCCCACCGCCCUCGAUUGAGUGCUCGCCGUAGACGGGCACCGACCCCCUUCGAGAGAGCGGCAAGCGAAUUUACGGCCGUAGAAGUACGACGCCUGGAGCUGGAGGAAACUCGGACUAGGCUACAACAUGAGCGAGAUUCUCGAGCAUUGGAGAUUGAGCACGAACGGAACCUGGUUUUUAACUCAUUAGUAAACGUCGCUCAAGCUUGGCUUGACUAUUAUCGCAGUAGGGACAACACAGAACCGCUGAACAUUGAGUAGGUCAGCAAUUGUCUUGACCCUAUUGCUAUAGUAGUCAUCAAAGGUUUUUUAAUAUGUAUGUCUGAAGCCUUAGGCAUUCUAUUCAAAAUUUCUAAGGCUGUUUUUACAAUAUAAUAUAAACUCAAAACUCUUUGCGCGCAAGAAGUGAUUUCGUUUAAUUAUCUAAUGUUGCCUCUUUUACUGCCCAAUUUUAAGACUGUAACUUUAAGACUGAUUAUUGAUUUUGUUUCUCUUCUGUUUUUAAGUUUUGCUUAUAUUUACCUCAAAAUAAGGCAUUUAUUUUAGUUAAUAUUUAAGUUGAUAGACAUUUACGUUAUCUAUUUCUAACUUGCAUGUUGGAUUUUGGCCUCUUAAAGUAAGGCUUUUUUUAUGCCCAGCAGUGCACGUAUAAAGGCUGAUUAAUAUAUUAUGUUUUUAGAGAUAACAAUUAUGUAAA